GUGUGAAUAGUAAUAAUUUUUUUUUGAAAGGGAGUAAAAAAACAUGGGGAGUACUGAAGACCUAUUUACGCCUUUCCAUUCUGGGAUCUUCCUUCUUCUUCCCCAAACGAGAUCUCAGGCGAUCGUAUCCCCUCCUCCGAUCGUCGCUCUUCUCGAGACCCACCCAGCAUCGCCCCCAGAAAAAAUCGGCAGCCUGUUGUAGAAACAAUUAAGAGAAGCGAUGCACUUCAUGUAUUCAGUUGCGAUAGCUUGGGCUGUUGCAAUGUGGGGCAGGGCCAUUUACCUAAAAACAAUUUGCUCUGCUGCAGCCUCCGGCUGCUCGCCGAACGAUCCUUCUCCAUCUCCCACGAUCGCUGGCGAUGAACGCGCGGGCACCGUCACCGAUGCAUCAGAGAAUGAAGAAGCCUCCGGCGAUUCCGAUGAAGACUACUCUGAUUCUGAUAUUAAAGAGUCGCCAAUCAAGGAUGCACUGCAGCAAAUUGUUCCAUCCAGAUCCAAUUUGGCUGGAAAUGCCGACUGUACCACCCUUUACGUCUUUGGCUUGAUAGGCCGAGAUCGUGUCUCUGGUAGAAUGCGUUGCAAUUGCCACGUGGUCUAUAUAAAAGAAGACUUCACUCUUGAGCUUGCGAAUGAUGCGCUUCCUGUGCUAGAGAUGCUUGAUCCUGUUUCGAAUUUUAUGACGGCGAUCCUUGGCACCAUCUUAUUUGUCGCCGGUGGUUGGUGGCCGAAGGGUCGUUCUCUUGACCCCCGUGCUGCAGCUUCUAGAUGGGUUUAUAGCAUCGACACACAUAACCCAGGAGAUGGGUGGCAGAGGAGUACUUUCCUCACACCCCGACUUUGCCCUCGCCUUGUCGUGUCCGGGGGCUCACUUUAUGCUUUUGGAUACGGUGGGGAGCCCGAGGAAUAUGGGGAGAAGAGUAGCCAUCACAAUUGGGCAGAGGUGUAUGAUGGCGAAAGAAGGGAAUGGAGUUAUGUGAAGGUGAACUAUGAUUCGAGUACAUGUGCACUACCCAGUGAUGUGUUCGGAGAUGUUAUGGAUGCGGAAGGGAAUCUUUUCUUAUUUGGGUGGAAGGGCAUUGUGAUGUGUCGCUAUGUCAGUCGUGGUGAAUGCAACAUCACACUCCUUCAGACAUGUAAUAAGAUCAUGCACCAGCCAACACUCAUUGGCCGUUGUGUAUAUACACUUGGUGCUUCACCAACUGUUGUUUAUUGCCAUGACGUUAAAACACUGACGUGCUAUUCCGUUGACUUGGGCAAACAUUUUGAUCUCGGCGAAAGAUCCAUAGAAGAGCUCUUAUAUUUCUCAUUCAGGUGUGUAAGUGGUUGCAAUCUCAUUCCUGUAGCUGAUGAUGGGUUGUAUGCGAUCGAACUCUAUGGGCGCUUUAAUAUUCUCACUUCAAAGGAUUGCAGUUACUCCCUCUGUUGCAAGAAAUACAUCUUUCAAGGACCUUCUGUUCAGAUUUCGAAAUCCACACUUCUCCCUGACGUUAAAUUCUCCUCCAUUAGGAAAUGCAUGAUUGUCCGUAAAGAUGGUCGUUUUGCUGUAGCUUGAUAAACAAGAUUGGGAGCCCCCCCUUUUUUUUGUGAUGCUAUGGUGCUGCUUUGAAAGCAAAGCUGGUGAAGAGGAUAAGAGGGAUUUGAUGUCUUUGGGUAAGCACCGUAGCAGUGCCAACUUUUUUGCUCAUUGUGUCCAAACAUUAGUAAAACACAAAGCUAUUGGGAAUUGUAUUCAUCGAAACUUCACGGGUAGUCCCGAAUUAGAUGAUAUCAAAUUCAUUAAGGGUCUGUUUGGUAUACGGAAUUGACGGAAUUGGAAUUGAAUUGGAAUUGAAAUUCCAUGGGAUUCAAUUCCAUAGAAUUGGAUUCUGCCAAUUCCAAUUCAUUUUUUGCACUAUCAAUUCCAAAUCCACAUAAUUUUUGUGCUAUCAAACACCACAAUUGAAAUUGAAGUCUUCAAUUCCAAUUCCAUAAUUUAAAUUCCGUGUACCAAACGGGGCCUUAGUGCAAUUGGAAAUUAGCUUUUGUCAUGUCUUUGUCUAUAAGAGUAAAAUUAUUUAAGCCAAACUUUAUAGAACACGUUAGUGUUGCAUACAGAGAGGAUAAGUUAAUGAAAUAUUUGUGACAAA
Messenger RNA from Cuscuta campestris, 2126 nucleotides. NCBI's taxonomy places the organism in Eukaryota, Viridiplantae, Streptophyta, Magnoliopsida, Solanales, Convolvulaceae. The record is from the annotation of a GenBank genome assembly.